AUGGACACACUCAACGGUGGGACUGUGUGCGACCAGCUACCCGUCGCCAUCCCCUUCACGCCGCCGGGACCCACUGCGGCAGCGGUGCCGGAGGAGCUCGGCAGUGCCGCGAUCCUGCGCGAGCAGCUCGACUCCGUGCCGUCCUCCGCGGCCUCGCCCGCGCUUCCAAUCGCCGUGAUACUCGAGGAAUCUGCCGAGGCCGUGCUCUCGCCCGGCGAUAAUGGCGGCCGCGACACCGCUGUGCCUGCCGCCACGCCCGGCGGGCCCCCGCCCGGCAACGUGUUGGGCAAGCGGCAACUCGACGAGCCGGCGGGCAGUCAGCCGGUGGGCAAGCCCCGGAAAGAGCCCAAGCCGCGCGCCGACACCGCGCUGCCGCCCGGCUUCUCGCGCACCGUGCGCAACGAGAAGAAGAAGGAGUACUGGUACGUGGCGCCCGACGGGUCCAGGCACUCGAGCCGCGCGGCGGCGUGGCGCCAGUUCUCGACGACGACGGCGGAUGGCGCCGCGCGGCUGCGGGCGGCGGAGACUGCGAGAGCGGCUGCCGCCUCGGCAGCGGCGGUGCCAGAGGUUGUCGCUUCGUACUCUGUCGGUGGGAGCGAGGAGGAUGAGGCGGAGCUGGCGACGGUGCUGCCCGAGGCGGUGGCGACGGUGGCGGUGGUGACGGCGGCGGAGGCAGCGGCGGGGGAGGAGGAGUGGUGCGGCUCCUCCCCCGCUCCAGCGGCGGUUGCCCAGCAGGGCGCAGGCGGCGAGGCGCCCGCCGCUCUUGUGCCCGCUCCGAAGCUGCGCGCGGACGCGGUCCUCCCUCCCGGCUACACGCGGGCGGUGCGCAACGAGAAGAAGCACGAGUACUGGUACGUGGCGCCCGACGGGUCGAGGCACUCGAGCCGCGCGGCGGCGUGGAAGCACUUUGCGCCGGCGGUGCCGGAGGAGGUGGAGGCGGCCGCAGCGAGCGCCGCGCUCGCUGCCAUCAAGGGCACCUCCUCCACCUCCUCCCUCGACUCCACCGCCCUCACUCUCGUCGCCGUGGCCUCGCCCGCUGCCGCACCUUCGGCCGCACUCGCGCUCGGCGAGGCGCCGCCCGCCCUGGCGGACCCCGCCCCGGCGGCGGCCUCUCUGGCGGCGGGCGAGGCGAGGCAGGAGGCGGGGCAGGAGGAGGAGGCCGCCCCGCAGCCGUCGCCCAAGCCGAGGGAGUCUCGCCCCCGCGACGAGCUCCCUCCCGGCUUCACGCGCUUGGUCCGCAGCGCAAAGAAGCACGAGUGGUGGUACCUGUCGCCGGACGGCACGCGGCUGUCGAGCCGCGCGGCGGCGUGGAAGCACCACUCGGGGGAGCAGCGCACUGCGGAGGGCGCGCCCGCGGCGGACGGCGCCGCGACGGCGCCCGGAGAGGAGCUGCCGACGGUCGCCGAGGCGGUCCUCGCAGAGGCGGUGCCACCGUUGAUGGUGCUGCCGUCUGCAGCCGAGGCCGACGCUGUCCGCUCGAGCGUCGCGCCUGCGGGCGACGCUUCCGCCCUCCCGGCCACUCACGCGACAGCGGCUGCUCUUCCCGAAGUCGCCACUCCGGCGGACGCGAGAGACGCGGGCGAGCCCGCCCUCAGCCCUGCGCCGCCUGGACAGCCACGCGCAGACACGCCGCCGGGCUACACGCGCGCGGUGCGCAACGAGAAGAAGAAGGAGUACUGGUACGUGGCGCCCGACGGGUCGAGGCACUCGAGCCGCGCGGCGGCGUGGAAGCACUUUGCGCCGGCGGGGAGCGACGGGGUUGGGCAGUUGGGCAUUGCAGAGGCGGCGGUGGCGGUGGCGAUGCCGAUGGCGUCGCACGGCGAGGUGGCGGCGGAGAUGGUGCUGCCUGAGGCGGUCGCUGAGCUUGCGUCGUCGCCGGUCGACGCUCCACUCAUCACUAUUGCCACGAGUGCCGCCGACGCGGCUCCGGCCGAGGCGUUGCCAAACGAGAUUUUGCAGCCCGGACACGCGCCUGUGUGA
Molecule: messenger RNA, 1980 nt
Organism: Emiliania huxleyi CCMP1516
Lineage: Eukaryota; Haptophyta; Isochrysidales; Noelaerhabdaceae
Exons: 2
Coding region: 1-1980 (659 amino acids)
Source: RefSeq, a predicted model, not a curated record